CUUUGACUCAAGACAAGAAAUCAGUGGUGUACAUGUAAAGUGAGACUAGUGUUGGUUUAUACAACAAUUUACUUGUACUUUAUAAUACGUAUACAAAAACUUGAGGAGUCUAAUUUGGGAAAUAAGGAAGAGAUGUUCGCUCAUCUUUCAACAAUGGCGAUGAAAAGUGAUGACCUGAUAGGUACUAGAGUCGACUGGGUCGAAGGCCAUGAGUUUGAGACAUGGUGGAGACAAUAUUUACAACAAAAUGUCAAGACAUUUUAAUGGGUGCUUCAGAACUUCAGCCAAAAGUAUGACACUGGACCGUACACUACAGUAACAGAAUCUAGAUCAUGAUUAACAUUUAGAAGCUUCAUUCACAAGGAGGCAAGCGUUGGGUUUCGCAGUAGCCUGAGUCAAUGAGUGUGAUGUUUUCUAAGAUGUCUCCGCACCAAGGGAUUAGCGCACUCAUGUGUUUUCUUUCCGUCUGUAUUGGACUUCAUGCGGCGGUAGACUUUAGAAAUAACUACACGCCUGUGAGUCACUAUCGCAAUGACACUGAGAUGCAGGCACUUCUGAAGAAACUGGCCAGUGAUUAUCCCAGUCUGGCCAAGGUUUACGACAUAGGGAGAUCCUUGGAAGGGCGAAAGCUGACAGUUAUACAGAUCUCUGACAAUGUCAAACAACGAGAGAUAGGAGAGCCCAGAUUUAAGUACGUGGCCAACAUGCACGGAAAUGAAGCUGUCGGACGAGAGUUGCUUCUAAAUCUAGCUCAGUACCUCCUGGAGAACUACGGCAAAGAUGCCAGAGUGACCAGCCUAGUGAACAGGACAGACAUUCAUCUGCUGCCCAGCAUGAAUCCCGACGGUUUUGAGGCUGCACCAGAAGGACAGUGUGAUGGCUACACCGGGAGGGGCAAUAGAAACAAUAGAGAUUUAAACCGAAAUUUUCCCGAUCAGUUUUGGCCAACGAAUGCGCCUCAAAGAGAGACGAAAGCGGUAAUGGACUGGAUUACCAAGGCCAGACCAAACUUCGUCUUGUCAGCCAACUUGCACGGAGGAGCAUUGGUGGUCAACUAUCCUUAUGAUGACCACAAGUUUAAGGAUAUAUCCCAUGGAUUAUACAGCGCUUGUCCAGAUGAUGACGUAUUUAAGUCCUUGUCUAAAGUGUACUCGUACGCACAUCCCACAAUGCAUCGUGGCAAUAAUUGUGAUGGCGAGAGCUACUUUGCGGAUGGUAUAACAAACGGAGCAAAAUGGUACACAGUCUCAGGCGGAAUGCAAGACUUUAAUUAUCUCAAUAGCAAUACAUUUGAAGUAACUCUGGAAAUAUCUUGUUGCAAAUACCCAGGAGGAAACGAGUUGCCCAGAUUUUGGUAUGAGAACAGACUGGCUUUGCUUGAAUAUAUAGAACAGACUCACAUCGGCGUGAAAGGAGUUGUGAAAACAAGUUUGGGAAACCCAGUGGCCAACGGGACAGUUAAAGUGAGAGGCAUAGAUCACGUGAUUCGAACCUCUGACCAAGGAGAGUACUGGAGACUACUAACACCAGGGAAAUACCAGAUAACCUUUAGCGCCCCAGGCUACUCCUCAGUGACCACUAGUGUGAUCAUCUCUGACGGACCAGCCCAGGUCAUAAACGUGACGUUUAACCCAUUUACUAAACGAGGAAAACUUCAAAAGGGAUAAUAAAUAGUCACUUUUUAUUGACAGAGAACAAAAUAUUUAUGUCAAUUUUUUUUCUGUAUCUGUAUCUUUU
Biomphalaria glabrata is the source of this 1737-nucleotide messenger RNA. RefSeq names its product carboxypeptidase D-like. The coding region runs from base 399 to 1667 and encodes 422 amino acids. Gene Ontology annotation, biological process: proteolysis. The transcript is spliced from 9 exons. NCBI's taxonomy places the organism in Eukaryota, Metazoa, Mollusca, Gastropoda, Planorbidae. Gene Ontology annotation, molecular function: zinc ion binding; metallocarboxypeptidase activity. The record is from RefSeq and is a predicted model, not a curated record.